Spirodela intermedia is the source of this 1928-nucleotide messenger RNA. The record is from the annotation of a GenBank genome assembly. NCBI's taxonomy places the organism in Eukaryota, Viridiplantae, Streptophyta, Magnoliopsida, Alismatales, Araceae.
AUGAUCACGCGCUCUAAGCUUGCAGAGCAGCUCAGAGAUUACCAGAUCCGGUCCCAGCACAAGUGGGCUCUCCUCACCAUCUUUUCCCCCAAACCUCAGAUCAACAGCCGGUUUGUGACAGAUCUAUUCACCUCUAGUUCUUCAUAUUUUCAAGCUCCUUUGUUCUUUCUUGUUUCUAACCGUAUUUUAUGGCUUUGGGAAAUUUUACUUUAUGGUUCUUCGGCCGUUAAAUUUUCGCUAGAUUUCGGAGUUUUCUAUUUUAUUUUAAAUCAAUGAUACGAUUUUCAUUGUUUGCUUGCUGCAAUUUUUCAAAUGUUAGAGAUAUGAUUUUUACAUCAACCGUAUGUGGUCGUCUUUUGGAGCUCGAGUUGAAGGACGGAGCGAAUCUUUUUCUUCGGGGAUAUUACGGUUCACCUGCUGCGCAUCUUCUCCAGAUGCCCAAGAUACUUUUGGUCUAUUACUCCGUUUCGUCCUUGCACGAUGUAACUUUUAUGUUCAACUUGACAUGUCUUCGUCUUACAACAGCCACUAGUAAUUCAGAACAAUAGGGAUAAUACGUGAUAAUCCAAGUUCCUGCUGUUCCUUGAUAUAGCUUCCUAAUGCCUAGCAAAGGUGGAACGUCCGAGCGAAGGGUCUCAAGUCUAUGACCGAAAAUUGCUCAUCUUCUAUCCCAUUUUGGUUUUUGAUUGAUUUUCUAUGAUCCCAUUCAUCAAGUAGUCUGACCUGCUGAACCUGCCAGUUUCACUUAAAAUAAAUCUUUUCUACGAGAACAGGCCCUGACCCAAUACAAUAUAUUGUCAUGUGCUACAUUAACUAGUCUCGAGGAUGAGAACAAAGAGGGAAGUGUUUAGGUUAACAAGCAGUGAACAAUGCCAAUUUAAAGGGUAGUGUCUAUGAUUAGUGCUGGGGGGCAUCAAUUGAAAACAUCAUCUUCAGCCAGUACCUGGGCUAGAAACAAAAUAUCGAAGAAAUGGCGAGUAAAAAAUAUUCAUAUUCAGAAUCUGUCGUUUUCUUACCAUUUGGCUUCACGGGGAACAACUCUUGAGAUUGAUGUACAUAAUGCUUUGAAUCGCCUCCAGGUUACUUUCGAACUGAGGUCUUAAUUUGGCUUCCAAGAAAUACAGACAGGUUCUAUUCUUUGUUCAAUUAUAUAGUAAAUCGAUAGUCUUUACUAGUUGACCAGGAAUAUGAAACUAGUUGGAAAGAUCAUAAUAACUACAACGUCCUUUGUGAGCAGGGAGAAUGUUUGUGCUUGCAUUUUUCAUAAAUUGUACUCGGGCUUUUUUAUCCGGAGGUUUAAUUGCCGUUUUUAAGUUUAUUUGCUUGAGAUUGUUUUGGAGUUUGGAUAUUUUCGGAAUGUUCUGCACUGUUAUCUUUGCCAAAUUUUGAUGAGCGAGUCAUACUUUGUGACUUUACAAACAAGCUCAGACCAUAUUUCACUGACAUGGAAUAUUGUUAAGAGGCAGAUUCAAAUCAGUUCCUUAUUCGAUUGCUUAUCUUCUACAGUAGCCGGUAAUGUUUAGAAUUAAAUCUUCUGAGAUUAAGUGUUAUUCGAUUGCUUAUCUUUAAUUUAUUGGUCAUACAUCAUAUAACCGGUGCAUGUUUUCUGAAUAUAUUGCUUCAAUAUCGUGAAUGGUCAAUGUUUAUUCGAUUAGAGUGACUUCAAGCUGUGAUCAUAAAAAAAAGUGCUUUGAUUGUGACAUACGUGCCAUUUUUGCAGGGCUGAUGUCAUCGAAGCUCUAUCGUGCGCCUUCCUCCUCUGUUUACUGGUAGUAUUUUCGUAUGUAACACUUAAUCUCAGACACUUUUGGCUUUCGAGUUGCAUUUUAUUUCUUGGAAUCCUCCUACCCAUAUGCCUGGCAAUUUCUAGGCAUAGAAAAGUUGCGAAGAAAAGGGAAAGAAGAUUGCUACUGCCAUUGUCCAUGUGA